AUUUGCAACUCAUCAGGUUCUCCCUUGUAUGUUCCUAAUAGGCUGUGCGAAAAUGUGCUCUGCCAUAUACUAGAUAAAAUUCGAAAUAAAGCCGUAGUGUCUAAAAUUCAUAAUGCCAGCAACGAUCACUUGCAACUAUUACAUUUCAAAUCAUCUAAAUUAUGGAUCUUCAUAUUGAACGCCACUGGUGAAGUUAACGAGUUACUCAAUCAUCCACAUGUGGAGAGCGUUCGUUCAAAAAUUUCUCAGCUCGUCUGUGCAAUAGAGGAUCAAUCAAUCACGAUCGGAAUGCUUAAUACUUUAGUUGAAUUCCCAAAUGAUAUAUUGACAGGUUAUUUUAAUGCGGGAAUCGGUACUAAGAAGAAAAAAAUUGCCAACGAAAUGUUGGAUUCCCUUAGAGAGCAAUUGCGCGAACAUUCAAAUACCGUUGAAAAACUCUUUUCAUUCUACAAUAGGUGGUGCAACAAGGCUGAAGAUACUCUAGCUUACCUAGAUGAUCUUACUGAAAAAGUGAAUAAUUUGAAUAAUACACCAUUUCUUGAACUGGUUAAUCCACAUUAUUGGUCGAUUCAUAAUGAGAUAAUCGAGGUCAGCCGAAGAGCAUACCAAUACGAAAAUUCACAAACCUUUGCAAAUGUAUUUGAAAUAGACACGAACGAAGAAGUUCAGAAAAGUGUGCUUCUUGUAUCGCAGGUAUUUGGAGAUUCUUUGCUCGAAAGAUAUCAAAGAAUUUGCAUAGAAUAUAAAAGCUGGAAACAUAUCAAGUGUUCCGAGGCGCGACCGCUUUGGAAUGGAAUCACCAGCGAACAAGUCAAACAUGAACUGGAUCUGAUGGCCGGUGAUGCAACAUGGUACCGACAACGCCAAACGCAAAAUGAUUUGCUUAGAUCAAUAGAAUAUCUGGCCCAAUUUCCGUCUUCGAUCAAACAACUCAAAAACCUUUCGGAUGUCCUCACCCAAUUUAAUAUAAAGAAUAAGGAGAAAUCCUGGGCAAUCGAGAUGCUAAACACUUUAGAAAACACCGAUAUGAUUCUAGGAGAUCUACAAGACUUUUUUAAAAAGUACAAUAAAAAGUAUGGUGCUUAUAGGGAAUGCUGGUCUCUCAUCAAAGAACUUUCGUUUGCCAAAGAAUUUAUUGAUUUCCUACUUAAAGAAUUGAUCGGACGUGAUUUAACAAAUCUCAUUAACG
This is a messenger RNA of Acaulospora morrowiae, 1189 nucleotides long. NCBI's taxonomy places the organism in Eukaryota, Fungi, Glomeromycota, Glomeromycetes, Diversisporales, Acaulosporaceae. The record is from the annotation of a GenBank genome assembly.